This is a messenger RNA of Tilletiopsis washingtonensis, 1072 nucleotides long. RefSeq names its product NAC-domain-containing protein. Gene Ontology annotation, cellular component: nascent polypeptide-associated complex; cytosol. The record is from RefSeq and is a predicted model, not a curated record. NCBI's taxonomy places the organism in Eukaryota, Fungi, Basidiomycota, Exobasidiomycetes, Entylomatales. The transcript has 4 exons. Bases 52 to 576 code for a protein of 174 amino acids.
CUCUGCUCCCACCCUCAUCCUCACCUUUCCCCACUCCUCCACACUCACACCAUGGUGCUUGACCAGGAGAAGCUCGCCAAGCUGCAGGCUGCCAGCCGCAUCGGCGGCAAGGGCACGCCGCGGCGCAAGGUCGUCAAGCGGGCCAAGGGCCCCGGCGGCGUCGACGGCGACAAGAAGCUCAGCGCCGCGCUCAAGAAGCUCGACGUGCAGCCGCUGAGCGGCAUCGAGGAGGUCAACAUGUUCAAGGAGGACGGCAACGUGCUGCACUUCCAGGCGCCCAAGGUCCACUCGGCCGGCCCGGCAAACACGUACAGCAUCAUGGGCGCAGGGCAGGACAAGGAGCUGACGGACCUCGUGCCCGGCAUUCUCAACCAGCUCGGCCCCGACUCGCUCAACAGCCUGCGCAAGCUCGCCGAGAGCUACCAGGCCAUGAACGCGGCGCAGCAGCAGAACGCCCUCGCCGGCGCCGGCGGUGCGGCGCAGGGUGCGGAGGACGACGAGGUGCCGGACGUGGUCGAGAACUUCGACGACGUCGUGGAGAAGAAGGACGAGCCGGAGGUCGAGAAGCUCGACUAAAGUGCUGCUGCCGCCGGGGCGUGCGGGGUGGAGGAGGCGGAGUGUGCGAGGCGUGCGGGGGUCGGCAUGCCUGCCCUGGCCCGCCGAAGGGCGGGCAACGUGCACGAAAGGGCAGGAGCAGAGCUGCGCAGCCGCAUCUCUGCUUCGCCUCCUGGUCUCGUGGACUGCGCACGGACGGGAAUUGCGGUGCCGUUCGUUCGCAACUGCACCCUUUCCCGCCCAUCUCGCCCACCUCGUCUCUCCUCUCUCCCACGCCGUUCGACAUUGCCUCAUCCCUGCAUGCGUGACCCCACCCCCUCGCUCCAUCAUUCAUCACACCCACACCACCCAAAAUCUGAUCCAGAUGUGGCCACUGCGCAAGCUGCACUGCUCGCUGAGGGCCGCCCGGCUGCCCGAGUUGCAGCAGCUCGCUUCCGGGCGCGUUUCUAGCGUGAGCCAUGGCCGCCCGCACCCUGCCACUACGCGCUCUUCUGGCGAAGAUGCACACUGCUACAAC